AUCGUACGUCAGGUUGUAAAAUCCAGUAAAGAGUUUCCAGGUGUGAGAAAAGUCUCAUUUAAGUGGUAAUGUGGGGAUAAAGGAAACUUUUUGGCACUACGGGAUGAGUGGGGGAUACAUCCGCGCGAAAGAGAAGGCAAAAGUCGAAUAUGACGGGUCUUCGGACGAGAAGGAUACGGAAAGAUCGUCGACGACAGAGGUGACGAGACGUGGCCGAACUGCCGGCUUCAGUAGCGGGCAAACUCAGAACUGCCGAGCUGCCAGAGUCUACGUCUUUGGUCAGCAUGACAUCUACGAGGACGACGACAAGGACAUAGAAAUGUCUGAGAUUCGCUCUCGAAAAUCCACUCGAAACAGCAGCUACGAUAGUGGAAAUUCUGCUGAGACUGAGAACAUAUUUUUUGAGAGACAGAUCGUUGAAGAAGACACUUUGCUGAGUAUAGCACUACAGUACGGUUGUCCGGUGUCUGAAUUAAAACGUAUUAACAAACUGAUGCAAGAUCAGGACUUUUUCGCUCUGAAGUCAAUUAAAGUGCCGAUAAAGAGAUAUGGCCUGCUGACAGAAAUGUUAGAAGAACAGAAGAAAACCACAUCUGCUGCUGCGAGUGCAAAUUACCUUCCAAAAAGUCGAGCUAAUGGUACUGCUGGAGGAGACCGGACAGAUUACGUUGCUAAUGACAUUAAUGAAGACAGUGAUAAUUGUCUCAGUGACCCUGAAAUGCAGCAUCUAUUGAUUCGUACUCUGAGUAUACGAGACAACAUCAACAGCCAGUCAAAAGAAGCGGAGGAAUUCUUGAAUAGUAUGGAUAGAGAUUUACAAAAUAUACGCAAGUCAACAAACAGCUACAAGCCUUCCCUUCAAGCCGUGACUUUUACAUUGACGGACAAGCGCAUUCAGCCCUUGCAAAAAAAAUCUGUAGACUGCACGCCGAGUUGGCGUCAAAUUAUAUUGGCCGUGGUUGUGGUUGCGGUGGUGGUUCCUUUAAUUUUUAUAGUUGUCUAUUGUUAUAAAGGAACAUGUCAGUGGAGCUGAUCUAUAUCUUGUUUACACCUUAUGUCAUUUUACUCUACUUUGCCAGCGAAAUUUAUAAUUACCUGAUCAGUUGGAUAACAGCUAUUUACAGGAGUUGAGGUUUAAAGUACAAUAAGAAAGGUCAUUUGAGAUUGCACGCAUUUGAGUGCAUUUGAGAGCAAGAAAAACAGAAUCUUACCUACCGUUUUAACAUGGCUGUAAGGUGUUAUCUUACGCUUUAGACUAAUUUAGCCUAAAAAAAUGUAACUGAUUUCACUUAAUUUCUAUUUUCGUACGUAUACUGUACACCAGGUUAUGGUUUUACAGAGUGAAUUGCUGUGACAAUGUCAUCUUUUUUCUCAGUCACACAACGGAAGGGACAUUACUAGCAUUAUCAUACUGAAUUAAUUUUAACCCACAUUUAAAAGUGUAUGGAUACGGGUAACUUUUUAAACCUGAAAUACUUUUCAAAUGUUAAUAUAGUUCUGCAAUUUUAACACCACCAGUAGUGCACGUGAACAGAAUUUCAACCCCUGGCAUACAAAAAUUAUAAAUUUGAAAUCAGUAUGGAUAAUGUGAUGGGUUUCAAUUCUAUUAGUGCCAGGUAAAGGUAGAUAUCAGGCCAUCUUCAAACGUCUAUUUUCUUUAUUUUAUGGUGUCGGAAAAAGUGUUCUGCAUAUAAUUGCUGAUAUUGUGAUGAAAUCUGUUUUGUUUUGUACGGAGAUCAGCCAUUCAGUGCACCUUACCUCCAACAUACACAUAAAAAUGUAUACAAUUAUUCUGACUCUUCCUUUGAUGUACAUAUAGGUUGAUAAAGAAAUUUAAUAAUGAAAAAGAAGAUCAGAUCUUGCAGACUUUUAGCCCAGUCAGUUUAAUGAGGAAAUUUAACAUGGUAGUAUUCAGUGAUCAGAAUCAAGUAAAAACAUUUUUGUACAAGAGAUUCUUAAGAAUUGUUUAUUCCAGUAUUUUUGCUGACCUAAACUAAUUUGUUCUCGGGAUUUCUUCUCACUUUCCAUUUAAUGUUAGUUUUGAUUCAAGCACUGGUCCAGGUGUAUUGUACAGUGACCAGGUGAAACUAGUCAUUACUUUUUACACUCGGCUGAAAGUCAGAUACAUUGGUCAUUUGCUUUGUUCUCACCUUGCAGGAUUGAUUAAACUGCGAGUGAUUGAAUCUUCUGUAAGUCGUCAGUUCAUAGUUUGAUUAAGACUUUCAUUUAUACAUGCACCAUGAUUAAGUUUCAUAACGGAGUGUGAGUCUAAAUUAAUCAGUGGUGAAUGAAGCAAUAUCUUAAUGCCUGCAUAUUUUUUAUAUUAUUAGUCAUGAUAGCCUAUAAAUAAUUACACAUUACACACUCAGAAAAGCUUUAGUGUUGGCACCAACAGUAUCAUUUUACAAGUGCUCCUGAAAGAAUACUUUUACAGGUCUAACCUCCGGUGAAAUACAGUAAACCUUGUCUUUAUAGUGACAAACUUCGCGUACAUUUGGUCUUAGAAGUUUAUUUCAUGUAUACAAAUAUGUGAAUAAUGUUUUGGUAGGCAUUUUACUAGUACCAUUCUGAGUACCUGUAUCUUAGUUUUAAUAAUGUCAUCCUCUGACAAAAUAAAAACGUGUCCAUUUCUAGUCUAAUACUCCGAAUAAUAUUUUGUUGUAAGCACAUAAAGCAGGCUAUAAAAUUUUUCCCAUAUGAUAAAGAUAAAUUCCAUUUUAGCAAAUCUUUGAUUAAGUAUAAUUAUAUGUAAAACCACAAUUAUUGAGUUUAAUAUUUUGUUGAAUACUAGUGGUAUUUGAACACCUUGUGUUCAUUUCUGGUGACAAAUGUGAAGAGAAAGGUAUUACCCAGUUUAAGGUCAUAUGUUUCUGGUAAAUCGUGUAUAUAUAUAUCCAAAAAAAAUGGUACAUACAAUCAGGAUUUCACAAAUUAAACUUCAUUUGUUAGAUUACCUGAGCUCUAAACUUCACAAAAUGUAUUAUACUGGUUAGUUGCUUAUAGAAUGUGCCCAAGCAUGAAGAAUGAGAGCAUUUGUAUCUAGUGGCUGUUUAAAUCUGAAGCUUCUGCGCUGAUAUUCGUGCAUCUGUAAUUUGAACGGUUUCAUCUAGGCUGUAUAUUAGAUGCCAUCUGCUUUAAUACUGUGAUAUGGCAGUACUGAUGCUUCAGGGGAAUGUAUCACUAAGAUUACAUAACAUGUCCGUUUGCAAUUGUGAAGGUGUACCAUAAUGCCUGUACAAAGAAAUUUUGCACUCUCGUUGGACUUAAAAGUGUUUUGGUGACCCUCAUUAUUUAUAUGAUAUUUUUCAUUCUGGCAACAUGAUCGUUACGAAUUAGCAAAUUUUAAAAACAUUCUUGUUAGAAUUGAGAGAAAUAUCCAUAUUCAUAUUAUUAAGUGUGAUAUGUAUUUUAGUUUUUCAUUUUAUUUGCUCUCAUGCUGAAUGCUGUAACUUGACAUAAUUUAAAAAUAGUUUAAGUUUAAAUAGAGAGUUUCAUGGUAAAUGGAGUAAAAAGGUGGACAGAUUAGAAUAACCCAAGAAUACUUGUAGAAUGCUGGGGUAAAAUUCACACAGGUACACAGUUAUACAUUUUGCUUAUGAUCUAGACAAAACAUUUGCUUAUGCUCCAG
Messenger RNA from Liolophura sinensis, 3628 nucleotides. RefSeq names its product lysM and putative peptidoglycan-binding domain-containing protein 3-like. The transcript has 2 exons. The coding region runs from base 104 to 1033 and encodes 309 amino acids. Lineage: Eukaryota; Metazoa; Mollusca; Polyplacophora; Chitonida; Chitonidae. The record is from RefSeq and is a predicted model, not a curated record.